AUGAUGGGAAGCAGCAGCGCGUUCACGUUGGCCAGCUACCUGGAGGAGCUCACAGCCCAGGAGUUCAAGAAGUUCAAGCUGGCUGUCACGGCGGGGGCCCCCCCGGGCUCUCCCAGGGCCCGGAUCCCCCGGGGCCGGGUGGAGAAGGCGGACCCCGCGGACCUGGCCGGGCUCCUGGUCACCUACCACGGCGCUGGAGGCGCCUGGCGAGUGGCCCUGCGGGUCUGGCAGGAGAUGGGCCUGAGGCGGCUCUGGGAGCUGGCCAGGAAGGAGGCUCCGCCCCCAGAUGCUGCUGAGGCCCCCGGUGGGGACACAUCACGGUCCGGGAACGAGGCGUCUCCAAGGACAGGAGAGCCAGGUCACGCGGAAAAGUACCGGGCCCGGGUGUGGAAGAAAUUCCAGGUCCUGGAGGAGAGGAACGCGCGCCUGGGCGAAUGGGUCGACCUGAGCCAGCAUUACACGCGUCUGCUGCUGGUGAGGGGCCACGCCAGCCCUUGGCGCCGAGAGCAGGAACUGUUGGCUUCCGGGGGGCUGCACGGCCUCCUCAGGGAGGAGCACCGAAGGCCCAUCGAGCUGCAGACUCUCUUCGACGCCGAUGAGGAGGAGGUGGGCAGCCCCCCCACCACCGUGGUGCUGCAGGGGGUGGCCGGCAUCGGCAAGACCACCCUGGCCCGGAAGGUGCUGCUGGACUGGGCCGCGGGCGCUCUCUACCCCGGCCGCUUCGACUACGUUUUCUACAUCAACUGCCGGACCGUGGAGGUGUUAGCCCCGCUGAGCCUGGCCGAGCUGCUGUCGGGGUGGCUGGAGGCCACGGGCCCAGGCUCUGGGCCUGCCCCGGUGCCGGCCCUGCUGGCUCGGCCCGAGCGCCUGCUCUUCGUCCUUGACGGCUUUGACGAGCUCCUGUGGGGCCCGUGGGCGCAGGAGGCCGGACCCCACAUCCCAGGGGAGCAGAAGCAGCGGGUGGACGUCCACCUGAGGAGCCUUCUGGGCAAGAGGCUGCUCCCCGAGGCCUCCCUGCUCAUCACCACGCGGCCCACGGCGCUGGAGAAGCUGCAGCCGCUGCUGGAGCGGCCCCGGCUGGCCGAGGUCCUGGGCUUCCGGGCUUCCGAGAGGAAGGCCUAUUUCGACAAGUACUUCCCGGCGCCGGGGCAGGCCGCCAGAGCCUGGGCCGCCGUGCGGGCCAACGAGGUCCUCUUCACCAUGUGCUUCGUGCCCCUCGUGUGCUGGGUGCUGUGCACCGGGUUGCGGCAGCAGAUGGAGCGGGGCGAGGCCCCCGCCCAGUCCGCGCGGACCGCCACGGCCGUCUACGUGGCCUUCCUCUCCAGCCUCAUGCGUCCGGACCGGCACGGCCCGCCCAGGAUCCCGGCCGCCGGCCUCCGCGGCCUGUGCUCCUUGGCCGCCGCCGGCCAGCGGGAGCGCAGGCUUUGGUUCCGGGAGCGGGACCUGGCCCGCCACGGGCUGGACGCGGCCACGGUCUCCACCUUCCUGCAGAUGGACCAGUUUCAGCACGAGGCCGAGUGCCGGGCCACCUACAGCUUCUUCCACUCGACUUUCCAGGAGUUCUUCGCGGCCUUGUUCCUGGUGAUGGAGCGGCCGCGCUGGCCCUUCCGCCGGCCUGGCUGGGGGCCGCUGCUGAAGGGCCCCUCCGGCUUGCAGGCCGACCUCCCCCUGACCGUCCGCUUCCUUUUUGGGCUCUCCAGCCGGGAGAGGGCCGGCGCCCUGGAGACGAUGGUGGGGGAGCCCGUCCCCCGGGGGAGCCAGCGAGUCCUGCUGAGAUGGAUCCGGGAGCAGGUGGCCCAGGGCCCUGGGGCAAAGACCCUGGAGCUGUUGUACUGCUUGUUUGAGACCCAAGAACCCGAGUUCGUCCGCAGGGCCAUGGGCUGUUUCAGGGAAGUGAAGGUGAGAGUGCGCACCAGGAUGGACGGCCUGGUGGCCACCUUCUGUCUGCGAGCCUCCCGGAGCACCCUGGCGGUGGAGCUGGACGGGCUGGGCUCGGGAGCGGCCGGCCUGGGCCUCCAAGAGCCGGAUCUCGCUGACCGAGAAACUGGGACCUAUUCCCUCAAGGACAUAUGCCAAGACUUGUCCUCUGGGCUCUGGGUGCAGAGGAGUCUCUCCGAGCUGGGGCUGGGGGAGGACGCCCUGGGGGACUCCGGAAUGAGAUGGUUAUGUGAAGAUCUCCAGCAGCCCCGAUGCCCGCUGCAGUCGCUCAGGUUGCUGAACUGCUGGCUCACUUCAGAUUUUGCUGAGAGCCUCGCCUGUGCUCUCAACGUGAGCCAUACCCUGACGAGCCUGGAUCUGAGUUACAACCCCUUGGAAGACCAGGGAGCAGCAUUGCUCUUCAGGGCACUGGAACAUCCCAGCUGCAGGCUUCAGAAGCUGUGUCUGAAGAAAUGCCAUCUCACCGAGAAGUCAUGUGAGAACCUUGGCUCUGUGCUGGGUGUCAGCCGGACCCUGCAGUGGCUGGACCUGGGCUUCAACGUCCUGGGAGACCGCGGUGUGGGGCUGCUGUGUGGGGGCCUCCGCCAGGCCAACUGCCAGCUGCAGACACUCAGGUUGGGAAACUGCGGCCUCACUUGCCAAUGCUGCCUCGACCUGGCCUCGGUGCUCAGCCUGGGAGCCAGGCUGCUCUGUCUCUUCCUGAGGAAUAAUGCCCUGGGAGAUGCGGGGGUGCAGCAGCUGUGCCAGGGACUCCGGGCCCCCCGCUGCAGGCUGAGGGAACUCAGCCUGGCCAACUGCCGCCUUACCCACGCCUGCUGUGCCAGCAUCUCCUCCGUCCUAAGCGCCUCCAACGCCAUCGAGUCCCUGCUCCUCAGUGGCAAUGACCUGGAAGACGUGGGGAUUCAGGAGCUGGCUCGGGGCCUGAGGCACCCCAACUGUAAGGUGCAGGAGCUGAAGUGAGUGUCCCCUGGCCCUGGGGAGACAGCCAGUUGUACAAGACAGAAGCCCCCAAAGCAGAUCUGAGGGCCUGAGCGGACCACCACAUCAGGAGGAGGGAGCAGCAAGAACUUCCACAGGUUCCCUUAGGAAGGGCAGAGACUUAUUCUGUGUUCUCCAUCCCCCUUGUUGACCUUGAACCCUCAGAUGAGAGACCUCCUCUUCCCCCUAACCCCCAGCCUUCUCUUGUCCAGGUUGACAGGUUUCUUUGAGGUCCCUCUUGUCCCAACUUCCUUCUUCUGAACCCUGAACAACUCCUCCGUGGGGCGCAGGGAGACCUGGGGACCGGCCACUCCCCCGUGGGCUGCCCACCGCCUCAGACCUUCCUCGGGUGUUCCCAGGCGGGUCUUCCUCCUCAGCAGAGUCUGCUCCGGCUCUCUGUGGGGCCUCCACUUUGCCUUUCUUGCCUGGCAAUUGCUCCGGCCCUAUGGACGCCCAGACAUCAUCCACCUACCCCUUGGUGCACAGGGGCAAGAGAAAGGGCCCCUUUCCGGCUCUUUUUCUCCCUUGCCCUCCCCCUUUCAUCUUCUUUCUCCCCCCUCUUUCACCU
Messenger RNA from Antechinus flavipes (yellow-footed antechinus), 3484 nucleotides. RefSeq names its product NACHT, LRR and PYD domains-containing protein 3-like. Gene Ontology annotation, cellular component: cytoplasm. Gene Ontology annotation, biological process: regulation of inflammatory response. Gene Ontology annotation, molecular function: ATP hydrolysis activity; protein binding. The record is from RefSeq and is a predicted model, not a curated record. Lineage: Eukaryota; Metazoa; Chordata; Mammalia; Dasyuromorphia; Dasyuridae.